Messenger RNA from Caenorhabditis elegans, 827 nucleotides. Lineage: Eukaryota; Metazoa; Nematoda; Chromadorea; Rhabditida; Rhabditidae. The record is from the annotation of a RefSeq genome assembly.
AUGUAAGAUUCUAAUGUGUAGAUUUUGUGAAAAUAAACGAAUAAAUCAGGGAUAUAUUGUUCUUGUUUCGGAUUCUCAAUUGCACUGUUUGCUGGACACUUUUUUACCGUUACGGUACAGUUAACACAAACUUCCGUCGAAAAUAUCAUUCGGGAGUUGGCCAGCUUCUCCCAUACUGGUUCCCAAUUGUAUGCAGCAUUCUAUGGGGAUUCAUUUGCUUUUACUGUUAUGGAGAAACUUCGGAGAGAAGAUCAUUUUUUAGGGCUAAUCUACUUGAAAACUAUCGUAUUGAUAUCGACGAUUAUGCAUAUAUGAGUGCAAAUUUUUGGCCUUUAGAUAAAUUUGGAAAUACAGCUCCUGAUGUAAAAUCAUUCACAGGGGUCGUCGUGAUACUGAUCAUUGUGGGAUCUUCAUUUUGUAGCGUGCUCUUUUUUGGUAUAAAAUGCUAUAGGUGUAUAUCUAAAAAAUUGAAGAGCACUGGUAUUAUAUCUGAAACUUCGAGAGCCCUUCAGAACCAGUUACUCCAGGCACUUGUCGUUCAAACGGCCAUACCAUUACUUCUCAUGUAUGUACCCGCCGGAGUAUUUUUCACAGCUCCAAUGCUGAAUAUCGAAUUGAAUUUGAAACAUCCUAUAAUUGGGCAUGCUGUUGCUUUGUAUCCGGUUUUGGAUCCGCUUCCAACUAUUAUUAUUAUCAAAUCUUAUCGACAGGGAUGCAUCGAGACUGUUAAGAAAAUUAUUUGUUGUGGACAGAACAUGCCUAUUGUAAGAUGGAUUAACCGACAGGAGAAUAACGUUAAUCCUAUAAGUUACACGAUGAGCAACUGA